Messenger RNA from Megalopta genalis, 3758 nucleotides. Its product is annotated as ATP-binding cassette sub-family G member 4. Gene Ontology annotation, cellular component: plasma membrane. Gene Ontology annotation, biological process: transmembrane transport. The record is from RefSeq and is a predicted model, not a curated record. NCBI's taxonomy places the organism in Eukaryota, Metazoa, Arthropoda, Insecta, Hymenoptera, Halictidae. Gene Ontology annotation, molecular function: ATP hydrolysis activity; ATP binding; ABC-type transporter activity.
UAAAAUGGUACGGCAAGAGGUUAAACGGUGUGCACGUUUGUUUCGGGAAACGUCGCGCCCUCCUCGUGGAGCAUAAAUUCUACGGGAAACCGGAAGUAACCUGGAUCGUUGCUUUCGAGAUCUGCAGCGUAGACGUCCGGUUCGCGUUAUAUUAAUAAAUUCUCGGCGAAAAAAAAGGGGCAAGAAAAGGUAAUUUACGCGCGUACAAGGUGAGAAUUAAACGCUGUCGCAUUGCUAACGCUGUCCGCCGAAGACGACCUCCGUUCUCGGCCGCGCGCGAUUCGCAUCAUGCAGUCCAUGGCGCGCGUCGUUGCGCUGAGGUCGUAGGAACGUGUGCAAGACGGUUCGAGCAAAACCGGCUUCGCAGCCGGGUGUAUACAAUGUUUGAUAAUGAAUUGUGCGUCGGAGUGAAGCGUUUCCGAAGCGAGCGAGCCGAGUUCCGUGCCACGAAUCCGCCGCGGUUUCACCUUGUGAUCCAGCGAGUCCGACAAACCGCGAAACUUCUCGGCAAGCGAGAAUAGCCGACGGUGGAAAUUUUGAUCGCUUCUCGGAUCGCAAACUUUGGCACGCGGAGAGACACCGCAUUAUUUUGGCCCUCGCCGUGUCCUUUCCGAAGCGACUAAUUUCGUUGUUUCGUACAUGUAUACGUACAUAUACAGUAAACUCGAUUGCGCCAUGAAUUUUCAGGCCGAUCGUUGCACAUAAUAAUUCCCGCGGUGCACAAUGAGUUCACGGUUCUUCGUGUACACGGAUAUCGCGCGGAACGCGAAUUUGCAAUACAGAUUAACCCGGCCCGUCGUUCAGGUUAUGUCGCGUCGAUGUCCCGCGGCAUCGAAGUCGAUUGUCGAUAAAGUGGAAAGACUUUCCUGCGAGCCGACGGUAUCGAACCAAUUAGAGCGGUGCUCUCUCGCCGAGAGAAUAUUCAAUCGGAAUCUUGAGUGCCAUUGUCUGUGGAAUUCUGCGAGAUAUAAUUCUGUCCGAGGUCUACGGAGAAUUAUUUCUUCCGAUCGAGCACGACGGUGCGGUUGACGAUGGUUCGGGAAAGUUAUUCUUUUAUGGUGUUCGAGUAGUGUAACAAAGACAUCGAGCACGGCGAAGAUGAGGAUAACGAUUGCCGUGACUUCUUCGUCGAGCCUGAUAACAAUUGCCCAGCGUACGGAAAAGAAAGAGAAAGCGCGCCGGUGUGUGUCCGAAUGCCAGUGUCGAGAAAAAGAUAGAGAAUGGGCACGAAAGUACUCAUCGAGAUGCAACAGCAGCUGAGGCAGGCCAUGCGUAGCUCGGAAAACGCGCCGACCAGCACCACCAAAAAAUUGGACGACGCGAUGGAGAUCAACGAGUCGAUAUUUCUAGUCUUCGAGGAUGUCUCCUAUAUCGCGCGGCCGUGGAUUCUGUCCAAAGCGAACUUGGAGUUGCUGAAGAAUGUGAGCGGCGAAUUCAGAGCUGGCGAACUCACCGCGGUCAUGGGACUGUCUGGCGCGGGAAAGUCUACGCUGUUGAACGUGCUGGCAGGCUUCGUGACGAUCGGCGUGAACGGGAACAUAAUGGUGAACUCAAGGACCAGAAAUCUCUCUGAAUUUAAACGAUCGUCUGCGUACAUAAUGCAGAACGACAAUUUGCAGCCGUUGUUGACCGUACAGGAGGCCAUGGACGUUGCUGCGGAUCUGAAGCUCGCCAUGAGUCAACAACAAAAAAAGCAGAAGAUCGACCAGAUUUUAGUCACUAUGAACCUCGACUCGUCUCGCGACACGCGCACAGGCUGGCUCAGCGGCGGCGAAAGAAAAAGAUUGGCCAUUGCGUUGGAAUUACUCAAUAGCCCGCCAAUUUUAUUCCUCGACGAGCCUACUAGCGGAUUAGACAGCGUCACCUCAAAGUAUUGUAUAACGUUGCUGAAGCAAUUGGCGAAGUCGGGGCAGACGGUAAUUUGCUCGAUUCAUCAGCCGAGCGCGUCGCUUCUGAGCAUGAUAGACCAUCUUUACGUGGUCGCUGACGGAUGUUGCGUCUACAGCGGUAGCACGCAGAAUUUAGUGCCUUAUUUGAGCAGCCUCGGACUGCAUUGCCCGACGCAUUACAAUCCGGCUGACUAUUUGAUGGAAAUCUGCAACGGCGAUUACGGCAGAUACGUGCCGGAAUUGGUGGAAGCUAUUGAGAAUGGAAAAAAUAACGCCUGGAGGUCGACCAGUAAUAUAAACGUCAAUUGCCAGGAGGAAGUUAUCGCUUUGAAUGUAACAGCAUCGUUCCAAGCGAUGCGACAACGGCACCAGAUGGAAAUGGAUCCUGCCCAUUGCAAAUCCAAAAGUUCCUCCGAUUACGCUACCAACUUUUUGAAACAGGUGGCCAUUCUACUGAAACGAAACGCCAUUAAACUGUCCCGGGAUAAGGUAUUAACAUUCACGCGGCUGGCAAUGCAUUUUAUAAUCGCUCUGCUCGUUGGAACAAUAUACUUCAAGAUCGGACAGGACGCUGUCUACGUUCUGGACAACUUCAAUCUUCUCUUCUUCAACAUAAUGUUUCUUAUGUUCAGCGCGUUCAGCGCGACCGUCUCAACGUUUCCCUCGGAGUUGCCAAUUAUCACGCGCGAACACUUUAACCGCUGGUACAGAUUGCCCUCCUUUUAUCUCGCCAACAAGCUCGCCGACUUCCCGAUACAGUUCGUGGCGAUCUCCAUGUACGUUCUCAUAGUAUAUUACAUGAGCGACCAACUGUUGGAACUCCGACGAUUCUGUCUCUACGUUCUAAUGUGCUUCGCCGUUAGCAUGGUUGCUCAAACGAUCGGUCUUUUAAUUGGAACCGGAAUGAAGUUGCAGCAUGGUAUGAUCUUCGGACCUCUUUUCAUUCUUCCUUUCUUAAUAUUUAGCGGAUUCUUUGUACAAUUCAGAGACGCUCAUCCGUAUCUGCGCUGGCUGUUUCAUUUGUCGUUUCUUAAGUACGGUUUUGAGGGUGUUAUGGUUGCUAUCUAUGGUUACAACAGGCCGAAGCUUUCCUGUUCGGACGUCUAUUGCCAUUUCGCAGUGCCAGAGAAGCUGUUGAGCGCCGUGGACAUGAAACAAGCCGAUUACUGGUUCUGCAUGAUCGUUCUGACAAGCUUGUACUUCGUGUUGGACAUCGGGGCGUUCGCGUUGUUGAAACUGAAAUUGGAGAAACGUUUGUAAAUCGUAAAUGUUAAACUUAAAACGUGAGACCUCUAUGAAAUUAGAUUUUCUACGGUUUAAAUACGCGUUGUGUUCAGCUUAGUGCACAUAGGAGAGUAUAAACGAAUUUUCUAUUGAAAGACUGACCUUCUAUUUGAGAUAUUUCGCGCAAUGUAAAAUGAUGUAUAACUUCGCCAAGACUGUUCGCCAAAAGAAAGCAAUUACCGUUGCAUUUAUUGCACUUUGUUAAAGAUGCGAUUGAUAUAUUAAUAUAUAUAUAUAUAGAUAUAUAUAAAUAUAAAUAUAUUAUACAGUGUUAUACAUAUAUUGUAUGCGCAUGAUAAACACACGUGCCACGAUAGGUAGAAAAAAUCUUCUUAUCUCGAGAUAGCACGUUAUCGCGAAUCAAUGACAUUCUCCCGACGAUGUGUCUCGUUUUAAACGAUAAGAGUUGAUUUUUCCGUGUUUGUACGAAUCACGUUGAUAUUGAUUAUAGCGCGCGCGAGAGAGAGAGAGAAAGAGAGCGAGAGAGAAAUGUUAAUAUAUUUUAGGAAAUAAUUAACUGUAUCUUUUGUAUUUGCAUCGUCGUAUUUAAAGGGAACAUUAAAUGAAUUCAGACACACCCGAAAA